Trichoderma harzianum CBS 226.95 is the source of this 2022-nucleotide messenger RNA. RefSeq lists its product as hypothetical. The record is from RefSeq and is a predicted model, not a curated record. Bases 1 to 2022 code for a protein of 673 amino acids. The transcript has a single exon. NCBI's taxonomy places the organism in Eukaryota, Fungi, Ascomycota, Sordariomycetes, Hypocreales, Hypocreaceae.
AUGGCGCCUAGGACACGGGGGUCUCGCAAGGCUGCUCGAGGUCCUAAAACCCCAGAGCCCUUCGCGACGACUGACAUUCGACCCCCUUCUCCUCCGCGACCGCGAUUUCGACUUAGGCGACGUGCUCCCUCGUCCAACCUCAAGGCUCCCACCCAGCAAUUCCUCGCGUCCGUCGCGACAGCAGACGUACCCAUUCCAAGCAUCGAAGAGCCUCGUCUCCUCGACGAAGACAUGGUGGAUACGCUCAGCACCAGCUUCCCUCAAUUCAACCCUUAUCACUUAUUCCCCGACGAUGGCGACUUGCAUCGCGGAAGAACCUCUUCACCCCCCAAGACUCCCGCUCCUCACUCCGUCCCCUCGCUAUCGCCAAAGCGAUUUCCCAAUUGGUCGCUCGACCAGGCCUACAGCUGCCUUGAGUCGAGCCCAGAAUGCGACAGUCGGCCGUCAACGGCGCAGUCGACGCAGACAAGCAGCUCGCUCUUUAGCCGCUAUUCUCUGAAUUCAGACAACCUGAGUCAGUACAGCAUUGAUGCCGACGACGACGUCGACCUGCUCGGUUCCUCGUCAAUUGAAGACGGUAGCAAAACCAUCAAACCCGUUCGCGCUCCCGCCGCGUCCAGCAGGCGCUCGCGCAAAGCUCCGUGGACCAGGUCAAUGAGCCAACACCUCUGGUCCGUGUACAUGACCUAUCUACAAGAUCCCCACGUCACUCCGUUUCACGUUGCCAAGAGCGGCAUUCCUCCUCAGGGAGUAUGUAUGCGCGUCGCCAGGGAAGCAAAGCGGAGUUGGAAGGGCCCCAAGUCAAAGUCUAAGCAGACCGAUCACAGCGGAAGCGCGACGCCCACCGUUGAAGCUGCGCCGACGUCUUACGUGCAGUGGCCGCACAGCUGCGCAGCGACUCGCGCUCACCUGCGAGAGCUCUGCAAAGCCAGCGCGACCAGUGCUGCACGCAAUCAACACUACAUGGGCCGCAAUCCUACGCCUUUCGGCAGGACAGCCAAUCGCGUCUGGAACCGCCGAAUGGCACCAAGCCGUUCCCAGUCCGCCUUCUCUGGAAAUGACAUGGCCCUGUCCCUGGCGGUCAGCACAUGCGAAUCGAUGCAGCCUCAUGGACCGCUGGCCCAGCUUACCGGAUCUCAAGAUCAGCAGCCAUCCAUGGAGCUUUUCGCACCGCCGUCACUGAUAGAAGCCGCUGCCCCUGUGUCAGGCUCGGGAGCUGCCGGUGCGGACAUUACCCGGCUGGGCUCCCCCUUCGUCGCUAGAAGCUACGGUCCCAGCGCUUCCAAUUCGCUUGCAGACGGCUUCGGUAUGAGCCUAGAGCCACAGGGACCAAUAAGCAGUUCUGUGGGGACUCGAAGGCGUAGCCUAGGCUCGCCGGCUCGACUCAGUAACAACAGCCGGGGCAGCAAUCAGAAGCGCAGAUCCAAGCAGUCUGCUGCCGUCGAACCCAGGAGGAAGCGUCCUAGUCUCGGCUCGGACUUUUGGGUUGAUCCAUCCAACAAUGGGGCUUCGACUCAAGCCACGCCCUCGGCCGAGUUCAGCUCCACCGCCUCGACCCAACGGGAUGCACUUUUCAUUCCCCGGACCAACUUGCAGGAGCUCUUUGAAGCAUCUCAUCCUCGUGCCGCCUCCCCGCCCCCAUCAUCUUCCCCUUCUGGAGAGACUGAGAAACCCGGCGCGGCCACAAUUGCACCUCAAGGAGCUUCAGGUCUAAGUUCAAGCCUAGGUCCGAGCCUGGGCCCGAGCCUCGCUCCUCCUCUCGCCGACGCACCCCUCAGACUCGGUUCUCCAUUCUCUGCUGCCAAGGCAAGCUUCUCCUUCCCGGGCCGGCGAUCAAACAGCAUCUCCGCCAUCGACUUUAGUAUCAUUCGCAGGCCAUUUGCCACUGUUCAGCAGCCCAUCGAGUCCGAAAGCACGUCCCCAAAGUCAUCUUUACGAAGCCGCCUCGCUUACAUCGACGAGCGACUCAAGGAUUUCCGCCGCCGCGACCACCCUCGCCGGCGGUCACAAUCGCCUGUCUAA